CCAGGCAUUCCUGCGGGAAUCUCAGAACACCGAGCCAAAAGCGUGUCGCAUGACCGUUGCCGGCGUUGGAGCACCAGACGGCCGCGUGCGCUUGCAAGUGUAAUGUUAUAUUAUUAUACCACAUGGCCAAUUCCAACAUGCACUCUGACAUUUGCUUACCCUGACCUGCUAGCGAGCGUGAACGAUGAGUUUAGCGUCGUUGUCGGGUGCCCCGCCGCCCGGAGGGCGGCGUGCUAUGGCAGAUACUGGAGGUACUAUAUUGUGUCACGCUAUUGGGGCUUUGCGCGCAGCACCGGGGCCCGUGUAGCAAGGGUCAAUGGACGGGCGCCUCGCGAACUUGCGUGUAGGCGGUGGAGCUGUGCUUUCAAGCUUGUCGGGAGCUCCUUCAUUAUCUGCGAACAAGCCGAAGGUGACCCUCGGCGACGAUGAUGAUGACUUCAUGGGACCACUGUCGUCCAAAACUCCGUCGGCGGCUAAAUCAUCUGGUAUGGGCUCGUCUUCCAAGUCCAGCGUGCGCAAGUCCACCCCCAACCCACCCACGGCUCGUUUUGACGACGACGAGGACCUGUUCCCAAAGGCGGGGUCUAUGAAGAAGACGGUGUCUUUUGCGCCCGAUAAGAAGGGGGCUGGCAAGGCCUCGAAGUCUCCAUUCGGUGAUGAUGAUGAUGACGACGAUGGCUGGAAGCCCAAAGCCAAGGACCCAUUCGGCGGCGGCGGGGCAAGCAGCUCCAGACCUUCCGCAAACAACCCUGCUUUCAAGUGGGAUGACGAUUCGCCGCCGCGAAGUGGCACCUCGGGGGCGGCCAGCAAGUCGGGCGGGGGCAAGGGCAUGUUCGGCGACGACGACGACUUCCUAUCUUCCCUCAACCCGGACAGCGUCUUCAGCGGUAAGAAGGCCGAGGAGCCUUCCACACGCAGCAGUACGCUAGGGCGUAGCACGUUGGCCACGCCGUCCCGGCCGUCUGGGCCAAAGGCGGAUGACAUCUUCGGGAUGAUGAAGGAUGAGCCGCCGCCCAUCACUGCCGACCUGGGCCUGGACCUCUUCGGUGGCGCGGGAAGCAAGCCUGCGCCUGGCCCACGUGCGGGCCGCCGCGCGGGUGCGACGGCACAAUCCAUGUCGGGUCCGGAUCUGUCCCCGGAGGCCUCGCGUGACCCCACGCCGGAGCACUCGCGGCCGUCCACGUCUCCGGAGCCCAGUGGCCCAAUUGGCGGGCGCGUGCCACCGGGCAUUGCGAGUGCCAUAGGCCGCAGUAGCAGCGUGCCCAGGUCGGCGGGAGGCUUUGGUGAUGAUUUCGGAGAUGCCCCAUCACGUAGUGCGGAUUCGGGCACAGCCGUCGGUCUGGGGCGGCGGAACGCCGGGGAAACUGGCCCGUCAGUCACUUCGCUGAUGGGCCGUGGCGGCAGCGAGCAGGCUCCUCCCCCGCCGCCUGUGCGGGGUGGUGGCAUGGAGCUGGAUGGAGACGACCUCCCAGGCCUGGGCUCACCUGCGUUGGGCAGCAAAAAUGCCAGCGUCAGCUCUUUCAGCAGCCCCAGCGGCGGCCCCGCAACAGGGCGGCGCGCCGCCGCCGCUGCGCCGCCUCCCGCCGCCAAGGCGCCCGAGAAGGAGGAUAGCUGGGAGAUGGAUGACAACCUGUUGCCUGACGACAGCAACACCGCGCCCCCGCCGCCGCCCCCACCGCCGCCAGUGGCGGUAUCAGCGCCCAGCCCCACUCCCAGCACUGGCUACACGCCCAGCUCUGAGGCGCCCGGCCGCUCGCGGCUACAGCAUACCACAUACGGCAAGAAAGAUGAAGACGGUAAUGACGAUGAUGAGCCGAGCAUGGGCGGCUACACGCCCUCCUUUGGCGCGCGCGGCCGGCCGGCAGGCGGCCUGGGCGGUGUCGGCGGCUCCGGCAUAUUUGGAAGCAGCGGUGCCCUGUCUGGACUCGGCGGUGCUGGUGGCGCCACAGGCGGUGGUCUGGGCGGCAGCACGGACGCCAGCAGCACUGCGGGCAGUGGGCUUAUGGGCUCGGGCUAUAACCCGGGAGGGCCGGGAGCGCCGCGGCCACGUCGGCAGCUGGGAAGUGCGACAGGCAGCACGGAUGCGUCGCCCAUGGCUUCCUUCUCAGGCACACCCCUGUCUGGGACCAGGCCUGGAUCUGCCGCCGGCCUGCCGCCCAAGCCCAAGACCAAGGAGGAUGAGGAGCGGGAGCGUGUGGCCGCAGCCAUGGCGGCAGCCACCGCCCGCCGGCAGCAAAUGCUCGGCAGUGGGCCCAUCCGCUUUCCCGGCCAGGCCGCGCCGCCUCCGCCGACCUCGGCUGCCGCCUCCGCGGACCCGCUGUCGGUGGUGGUGCCGUCGCCCGCCAGCGCCUCACCGCAGCGACAGCACUACGGCGCCGGCAGCACACCCGCCACCGCCAGCUCCGCAGGCGGCUUCCCACGCGGUGGCGUUGAUCUGGGUCUCUCCGCCGAUUCCUCCGAUGACGACCUGCCGCUACCGGACAAGGCGACCUCGCCUGCGGUGCCCACACCCAGCGCUCGCAAGCCACAGGCCGGCGGCUCCGUACACGCCCUCGCCUCACAGCGGGCCACCGGGCCCUCACCCCUGGGCCGUGACACAGGCGGCUAUGACAGCCGCGUUACCGCUUCCGUACCGGAGAUGGGCGCGGCGGCCGUCACAGGUGGCGCCCUAAACACGGGCAUGGUGCCUGGUCCAGGGCCGCUGCUGCAGUCGUCGGCCCCCGGGGCCCAGGUGCUGCAUCCGGAGCCGUCCUACCCGCUCAGCGUCGGCUCUCAGCCCAGCGGCCUGAGCCUGGGCGGCGGGCCAGGUGUCAUGCCGGAGCGCUCGGGCAUGUCAGUGGCGUCGCAGCUGUCAGGCGGCGGCUCCGCUGGCGCGUAUGGUAGUGGGCUGCCGCCUGGCGUCACGGCAAUGGGCGGGCAGCCUGGGUUGCCACCUGGCGUCACGGCAAUCGGCGGGCAGCCUGGGUUGCCGCCUGGCGUCACGGCAAUGGGCGGGCAGCCUGGGUUGCCGCCGGGCGUGACCUCGCUGGGGCCGCAGCCAGGCUUGCCCCCGGGAGUCCAUCGGGCCUCCGCCACUGGCGGACUGCCUCCUGGCGUGCAGCGACUCUCGCCUGAGCCUUCCUCGACGCCGCCCUCCGCACCCUCGCCGGAGCCUUCACACGGCGCGUACCCGCCUCCGGGCGUGCAGCAGCUUCACAGUCCGCCGGUGCAGCAGCACUACGCGCCAGCGCCAGCCCCGGCCGCCGCGGCCGCGCCACCACCCGCAGGCUCGCCCACCGCCUUCGCUUUGCCGCCAGGUGCGCCAGCUGCGGUGGCCGUGACGCAGGCCAUGCCGGCGCCGCCGAUGCAGCACCACCAGCAGCAGCAGCAGCCGGGAAUGGUGGCGAUCCACCCCGCGGUGCUCAACGUUGCGGGCAGCUUGGCUAUCCCUGGCUCGGGCGCGUCCACGCACUCGCCGGGCGAAAUCUCGCUGGGCUCGCGUGCGCCCAUGGAGUCCAUCAAGGAGACUCUAGUGAAGGGACUGCAGGAGGAGCUGGAGAAGAUGACGAAGCAGAUGCUGGAGACACGCCAGAACUACGACAAGCAGCUGGACGAGCUGCGCGCCGAUGCAGACAAGCGCGUUGCCGAGGCCCAUACCACCAGCCACAAGCAGGUAGAUGAGGCGAAGGCCGCUGCUGAGAAGCAGAUCGCCGAGGCCAAGGCGGCGGCGCAGAAGGAGAUGGAGGAGGCGCGGGCUGCGCACCGCAGGCAAAUGGAGGAUGCGCUGUCGGGGCAGGAGCGGCAGGGCGAUGAGCAGCGGCGGCGCUUGGAGAAGCAGGCGGACGAGCAGCGGCUGCAGCUGGAGAAGCAGCUGGCGGAGGCACGGACGCAGCGCGACAAGGCGGUGGAGGAUGCGCGUGUGCUGCAGAUGAAGGCGCUGGAGGACGCGCGGCAGCAGCACUACAAGGCGCUGGAGGACAUGCGGCUGCUGCACGAGAAGGUGCAAGCCGACACCAACGCCGGCUUCAACAAGCAGGUGGCGGAACUGAAGGCUCAGCACGAGGCGGAGCUGCGCCGCGCGUCAGAGGACAUGCGCCGCUCCGUAGAUGAGACGCGGCGCGUGGCGGACGAGGCGCGGCGGCAGGAGGGCGAGUCGCGGCGCGCCAAGGAGGAGGUGGUGGCGCUGCGCGACCGUGUGCUCAACCUGGAGGCGGAGCUCAGGGGCCGCGACAGCGCGCUGCGCGAGAGCGAGGGCCGGCUCGUGACGCUGGACGCGCGCAGCAAGACGGAGCUGGCAGAGACGCAGGCCAACGCGAUCAAGGAGGCCGCGCUGCUGAAGCUGGAGCUGGAGGACGCGCGUGUGGGGCUGACGCGCGUGCGCACGCAGUACGAGGAGGCAGCGGUGCUGCACGGGCAGGAGCUGGCCAAGUACAGGGCGGAGCUGGAGGCCCAGCGCAUCAUGGCGGCAGAGGAGAUGCAGCGCGCCCGCACCACGGCGGCGGAGCAGAUCGCCGCCGCCGAGGCCCGCGGCCGUCGCGCCGGCAUGCUGGACAAGGAGAUUGCGGAGGCCACCAUCAAGCAGCAGCUGCAGGUCAUUGCGGAGGAGAAGGAGGUGGUGUCGCGGCACCGGCUCAGCGCCGAGCUGCUGGCCCAGCUCACCGAGAAGGUCCGCUCCGUGGCGGUGUCGUCCAUUGAGCGCGAGGAGCGCGCGCUGUCGGUGCUGGAGCGCGACGUGCAGGACCGCGAGGGGCGGCUGGCGGCGCGCGAGAAGCUGCUGGCGGAGCGCGAGGGGCGCAUCGCGGCGCGCGAGCGCGAGGUGGACGAGCUGCGGGCCAACCUGCAGAACCUGAUGGUCACACUGGAGAGCAGCGCCGUGCACGACCGCGAGGACCUCAAGCGCGAGCAGCUGCGCCUGUCGCGCGAGUCGGCGCGUGUGGAGGCGGCCACGUCGUCGCUGGCGGCGGAGCGCGACGACCUGCGCACACAGGUGGCCAUGGAGCGGCGGAUGCUGGAGGAGGCGCGCGAGGCCCGGCGGCGCGAGCGCGAGGACCUGCUGACGGAGGUGACCACCGAGCGGCGCCGCCUGGCCACCGAGUACUCGGAGACGCAGCGGCAGCUGGACGCCGCGAGGCAGGAGCUGCUGGCGGUGCGCAGCAGGCUGGUGGACCUGGAGGCCCGCUGCCACAGCGCCUCCACCCAGGCGGGCGAGGAGGAGCGGCGGCUGGCGGGCCUGCGCGCAGAGGCGGCGGCCACGCGCGAGGCGUUGGCGGCGGAGGUGGCGGGCACGCGGUCGGCGCUUGCGGCGGAGACCAGCAAGGCGCGCGACGAGCUGCACGAGGAGACCACCGCGGCACGGGACGCGCUGGCGGCGUCGCAGGAGGCUUUCCUGGUGGACAAGGCCAGUCUGGAGCUGGAGGCCCGGCAGCUGGUAGAGUAUGCCGCCAAGCUGCAGGCGCAGUCCGCCGAGCUGGCGGACCAGGCGGCGGACUUGGACGCGCGGCAUUCGGAGCUGGCGGCGGCGCUGCAGGCGCUGGCGGCCGACCAGGCGGCGCUGCGGGCAGCGCAGUCGGCGCUGGAGGAGCAGAAGCGCGUGCUGGGCGAGCUGAAGAAGGCUUUGGACCGGGAGCGCAUGACUGUGGCGGAGGAGCGGCGCGGCCUAAGCGAGGAGCGACUGGCGGCGUCGCGCGCGGCCGAGGAGGCGCGGGGCGCGCAGCUGCAGCUGACGGACGCAGUGCGCAGCUACGUGCAGCAGGGCAUCCCCAUCCCCUUUGUGGUGGAGGGCUCGUCGGGCACGCUCAAGCCCCUGCCGGCGGGACCACCGCUGGCCAUUCCCACACUCACGCCGGACAAGCAGCAGAGCGGCAAGCGCCGCGGCGCCCGCGGUGCCGGCGCCGCAGUCGCUGGCGGCCGCAGCCGAAACGCGUUGAAGCAUAUGCUGGACCGGCUGGGUGUGGACGCGGCGGCGGUGGUGGGCGCUGCGGCAGGUGGCGGCGGUGCUGCUGGCGGCGGCGGCGGCAGCAACAGCAGUGUGGUGCGGGCGCAGCAGGAGUUCUUGGAGCGCAUGCGGGUGUCCGCGCCGGCGGGCGUGGCCGGCCUGAUGGCGCCUGCCACGGCCCCGCGCCCCAUCUCCACGAUACACCGCUCCGGCGGCCCGCCGCCCGCGCCCGCCUCGCCCGUCCCCGCGGGCCUGGACCCCUCGCUCCUUCCCCCCGGCCUCGCGGCGCUGCACGCGCGCAGCACCGCCGUCACCCCCAUCAAGCACUCCGGCGGCGGCGGCGCGCCUCUCACCUCAGCCUACGAGAGCGAGCACCCCUCGCCGGGUCCGCCUGGCGACGCCUCCCCGCCCUAUUUCAUCCACACCAUCGACGCAGUCGGCAUGGGCAGUCCAGGAGCAGUCGCUGCACCCGGCGGCGACGGCAGCAGCUCCGGCGUGAUUCAGCAGUUGCUGGACACGAUCCAGCUCGCGCUGCACAAAUCGGGCAACGCUACGGGUGGCAAGGCGCGCCGCAGUCCCGGUGGUGAGGGCCCCGGGCACGGCGGUGGCGGCAACGGCCAGCGGCUGCGCUCGGCGCGGCUGCAGGGCCUGAUGACGCCGCCAGGCACCGCCAUGGAUGACGACGAUGUGCGCUCCGCCGACCAGCCGGGCCUGGCGGGCGUGUCCUCCGAGAUCGCCUCGCUGCUGCCGCUCAGCGACUCGUCCUCCUCGCUGGACCUGAUGGAGACCGACCCCAACGACCCACUGGGGCUGGCAGGACUGGCGGCGCUAAACGCCGCAGGCGGUGGCGGCGGCGGGCUGGGGUCGCGCCUGGAGGCCCUGGCGGAGGAGCUCAGCACGCCUGGCGGCAGCGCCGCCGCCACCGGCCUGCGCGGCGCUCUGGGCAACAGCGCGGCUGCCGAUGGGCUGCCCGCUCAGCUGGGGGAGCUGGCACACAUCAGCGACAUGCUGAACGCACGACUGGGGGAGCUGGGGCUGGGGUCUUCGCAGGCGUCCGGGCUGGGUUCGGCGGCGGGCACUGGCGGCGGCGGCGCGUCAGUGGCUGGCGGCGGGCCGUCGCGGCAGCAGUCCUCGGCGCUGUCGCCUUCGGUUGCGGCGACCGGGCCCAGCGUGGCGCACUGGGGUGCGGGCGCUGGCAGUGCCUCGGGCCGCGCCGGGAGCAAUGCCAGCGCGUUUGUGGCGUUUGCGGGCAGCGGAGCUGGGGGCAGUGGCACCAGUGCAGCCGCGGGCGGCCGUGGCGGCGCGGGCGGCGGCGGUGUGAACAGGGCUGGAAGCGGAGGUGCCGGCGUGCUGGGUUCGUCCCUACGGAGCGCGGCGGACACGCCGUUGCUUGGUUCCGCGAAUGCGGAUGCGCUGCUGGGUGUGACGCUGCCGCUGCAGGCUUCCGUUGCAACCACGGCCUAUGGCGGCGGCGACGGUGGCAGCAGCUACCACGGCGACAACGCUGGCGAGCGCUCGACACCGGGUGGCGGCGGGACCGAGCUGGGCGAGGCCGACGCGGCGGCGCUGUCACCCAUUGCCUCUGUGAACUCUAUCAGUGACGAGGACGAUGAGGCUCAGCAAUGAAGUGUUGCCGGGGCCGUGCGUGAAUGGGUCACACACUUGUGAGAACACAAUGGGCAACGAGACGCGCCUUGGAAAUGUGCGCGGGUCGGGAACUUGGGAUGUGGGACGUAAGAACAGUUGUGUUCUUGUGCCUUUAGAUGGGCACCAGGCUGUAUCAGAGGCUGCAGCCAAGUAUGAUGGCUGUGCAUGUUCGAGGAUGCUAAGCAUGUAGGCUGUAAUCAUAACCGCCU
Molecule: messenger RNA, 7770 nt
Organism: Chlamydomonas reinhardtii
Lineage: Eukaryota; Viridiplantae; Chlorophyta; Chlorophyceae; Chlamydomonadales; Chlamydomonadaceae
Exons: 31
Coding region: 317-7540 (2407 amino acids)
Biological process (GO): microtubule anchoring at centrosome
Cellular component (GO): centrosome
Source: RefSeq, a predicted model, not a curated record